AGGAGGAGGAGGAGGAAGAGGUGGACCGGAAGGUGUUUUAAAAACUCAGAUGUUUACUUCACUUUCUUGAAGUGAAGCGGACACAUUCCACGCAGUUGUAAAGCCGCCAUCAAAGUAGAAGUUGAGCUAGUUUAUCAACAAAUAUGCGUGGAGUGUUGUAGGGCUCGAAAAAGAUGGCAGAACACAACGAGACAGUUGUGUACUUAUCUGAGCAGGUGGUGGUGUUGUGUUCGUGUGCUCUGUCCUUUGUGGGCUCAUCGCUCAUCAUAGUCCUUUACAUUAGUUUGCCAGAGCUGAGGACCACUCCGCGAAAGCUGCUGCUCUUCCUCUCCGUGGCGGACUGGCUGUCCGCCGUCUCCUACGCCUACGGAGUGUGGAGAGUGUUCGGUUCCGACUCGCCGGAUUGUAUCGCCCAAGGAGCUAUAUCCACCUUCGCCAACACCAGCUCGUUUUUCUGGACUGUGGCCAUUGCUAUCUACUUGUACGUGUUCAUCGUUAAGUCCAAUCAGACGGCUGCUGACAGCCUGGUGUUGCUCUUCCACCUGGUCAGCUGGGGGGUUCCUCUGACUAUCACAGUUGCAGCGGUGUGCCUCAACAAGAUUGGCUACAAUGCUUCAGAGGUGUCCGUGGGCUGGUGCUGGGUCCGGAUCCACAGUCCUGACCGAGUCCUGUGGAUGCUUCUGACUGGGAAGAUCUGGGAAUUCCUGGCUUACCUCACCCUCCCGGUCCUCUACAUCCUCAUCAAGAGGCACAUCCACACAGCGCAUGCUGCCCUUUCAGAGUACCGUCCACUCUUGGCCAACAGGACAUCAUCACACUCCUACUCCUCCAUGGCGGACAUGAAGCUAACUCUCAUCCCCAUUAUCUUCAUUGUGUUGCGGAUUUGGAGCACAAUACGCUUCAUUCUGCUACUGGUUGGAUCCCCGGCUGGACAGAACCCUGUGCUGGUGACUCUACAUGGCAUCGGCAACACAUCACAGGGAGCAGCCAACUGCAUCAUGUUUGUUUUGUUCACCACUCCAGUCCGUAAGCGCCUCUUCGCUGCACUCUGCCGCUGCUGUAAGGGCAAAGCAGAGAGCCAGCAAGCACUGGACGCCUCUCCCGGACUGUUGACAGGAAUGCAGCCUUCAGGCCAAAGCGAGGACACCAUCACCACUGACAGGCACAAAGGCAUCCAUGGCGGACAGUGAGGAAUGGGGGAAUCCUGCUGAAAGGCGAGGGAGAUUAACAGCCGUUCUGGCACUGGCAACACUCAUAUCUGCAUUUGGUUCAUCCUUCCAGUAUGGAUAU
Dunckerocampus dactyliophorus (ringed pipefish) is the source of this 1290-nucleotide messenger RNA. It is a transcript of the gene gpr157, whose product is annotated as G protein-coupled receptor 157. Gene Ontology annotation, molecular function: cAMP binding; G protein-coupled receptor activity. Gene Ontology annotation, cellular component: plasma membrane. Gene Ontology annotation, biological process: adenylate cyclase-activating G protein-coupled receptor signaling pathway; cell surface receptor signaling pathway. Bases 174 to 1190 code for a protein of 338 amino acids. The record is from RefSeq and is a predicted model, not a curated record. The transcript is spliced from 6 exons. NCBI's taxonomy places the organism in Eukaryota, Metazoa, Chordata, Actinopteri, Syngnathiformes, Syngnathidae.